AUGAAUUACAAUCAACAACAAUAUUUGAACGACUACCUCGUAGAGGCAAACCCUUUAUCCGAUCCAAACGUCUUUAAGACUAGUAACAUGACAGAUACUUCCAGUUCCAAUAACUCUCAACUACCAACUAAUAAUAAUAAUAAUGACGCCAUUAAUGGAAAUAAUAACAAUAAUGCUCAGUCAGAAAACGUAACAAAUUCAAGUAUAAGUCCCACGGAUAAUAGUAAUAAUAACAUUCCUGAUGAGAUUGGAAUGGUAUCACAGGGACAACUGUCUAACGGGUUACCUAUUUCUAUAAACACAGCUAAUGCAUCAUAUCCACCCUCUACUAGUAAUAAUACUGGUGGGUCAAAUAGUUCUGCUACACGUAUUGGAAGAUCAGGAGCGGGAAUUAUUGAUGGGAAUCCACAAAAUACAAAAAUGAAUAUGAAUAUUCCAAUGAAUCAAAUGCCUAAUAAUAUUACCGAUAAUAAUAGCAAUACUAAUGGUGUUGGUAUGAAUCGUUCUGCAAGUAUAGGAACAAUUUCAAAUAAUGUUAAUAAUGGUAAUUCUGAAAAUGGCAGAUUAACUGGAAAUGGUAUCUCUCAGGGUAAUAAUCCAUCCUACCCCAAUGAUAGUUUAAUGGAAGCUAAUGAAAUGAAUUAUAUAAAUGCAAAUACAAACAAUAGACAAUUAUACCUCAUGAAUAUGGCAAAUAAUCCACAUUUGAUGAAUGAUGCUUCUAUUCAAGAAACUUUAUCUCCAUACUUUCAACCAUUUGGUGUAGAUGUUGCCCAUUUACCGAUGACAAAUCCUCCAAUUUUUCAAAGUUCUUUACCGGUGUAUGAUGAGCCUGUCCCAAAAAGGCGUAUAUCUAUCUCUAAUGGACAAAUAAGUCAAUUAGGGGAAGAUAUCGAGACUGUAGAAAACUUAUACAAUACUCAACCUCCACCGUUGCCUAGGUACCAUGAUAACAACCAUUCUUACCAAAAUGUAAAUAAACAGAUGGUUCCACCUGGUUCAAAUGCAGUACAACAAUCUUCAAAUGGAUCUUUUCUUCCUCCUGCUCCUCAACAACAACCAGUUAUGUCUAAUAAUGGUAUCCAUCAGAGACAGGGUUCUAUCACUAAUAUGAUGUACACUAAUGGUGGUAUGGCUCCAUCUGACCAGACUAUUCGCCUUCAAUACCAACAGAGGAUCCCACAACAACAGCAGCAGCAGGUAUUACAACCAUCCAUACGACAAUCACUGAAUCAACAAAUGAAUCCAACUUACUCACAAGCAAUAAAUUAUAGGGGUGAUAGCAACCAAACAGUCCCCAUCAAACAGCAACUUCAGGAAAAUAUCGUACCGUCAACAGCACCAGGACAAUUGGAACAUCGUAAUUCUCUUUCUCAAUCCGAUUCGAAAUAUUCUAAUCAAAGGGUAAAGCAAGAAUGUGCAGAUGAUAGCGAUGCUUCAUCUAUUCCUCCACCACAAAAACAAUCCAAAUAUAAUUCUUAUGGUAUGUAUGAAAGAUCUGCGGAGGCAACUCCUGGGACCACAGCGUGGAAGAGAGCAAGGCUGUUGGAAAGAAAUAGGAUUGCUGCAUCGAAGUGUAGACAACGUAAGAAAGUUGCCCAAUUACAGCUACAAAUCGAUUACGAUAAGAUUAACAAAGAAAAUGUGGUUUUAGAGAAGAAAUUAAUAUAUUACGAGAAACUCAUUUCGAAAUUCAAAAAAUUCACAGAAUCUCAUUUCAAUACAUGUCACAAGACUAGCAAUAGUGUCAAUGAUGAUGACAAGAAUGCACUAAAGAUCAUACAGGAGAUGUUGAUGAUUGACGAAGACAUUCAUGAGGUUAAUGAUAAUGGGAAAAUAAUAAAAUUAAGUGUGAAAGAUCCACCUUCGGUUCCAAUAACUCCGAGUCAAUUAGCCGAUGGAGCUAUUAUAUCUGAUGGAGAAACCGAUUAA
This is a messenger RNA of Maudiozyma saulgeensis, 1932 nucleotides long. NCBI's taxonomy places the organism in Eukaryota, Fungi, Ascomycota, Saccharomycetes, Saccharomycetales, Saccharomycetaceae. The record is from the annotation of a GenBank genome assembly.